Messenger RNA from Malurus melanocephalus (red-backed fairy wren), 3887 nucleotides. RefSeq names its product tropomyosin 1 (gene TPM1). Gene Ontology annotation, molecular function: actin filament binding. The transcript has 9 exons. The record is from RefSeq and is a predicted model, not a curated record. Gene Ontology annotation, cellular component: actin filament. NCBI's taxonomy places the organism in Eukaryota, Metazoa, Chordata, Aves, Passeriformes, Maluridae. Gene Ontology annotation, biological process: cardiac muscle contraction; actin filament organization. The coding region runs from base 269 to 1294 and encodes 341 amino acids.
AAAAAAAAAGCCUUUUCCAAAAAAGUAUUGGAUGUCUUGAGGAAUGCAGUCAGCCCCCUGGGAAAGUACAUAUCUGUGAGUCGCUCCCUGGCCGCCGCUUGCACUCGGCUGGCGCCCCGUCCCGCACGGAUCAGUCCCGCCGCCCGGCAGCUCCGCUCCGCUCCCCCGGGGGCCGCGCCUGCGUCCGGACUCCAGGCUGUCCCGCAGCUUUUCAAGUUUUUCUUUCGGGAGCAGUUCGCGCGGGGACGCGCCCUAGCACACCGCCACCAUGGAUGCCAUCAAGAAGAAGAUGCAGAUGCUGAAGCUGGACAAGGAGAACGCCUUGGACAGAGCCGAGCAAGCCGAAGCGGACAAGAAGGCAGCGGAGGAGAGAAGCAAGCAGUUAGAGGAUGACAUUGUGCAAUUGGAAAAGCAAUUGCGUGUGACGGAGGAUACAAGGGACCAAGUGCUGGAAGAGCUACACAAGUCUGAGGACAGCCUCCUCUCCGCAGAGGAGAAUGCUGCCAAGGCUGAGAGCGAAGUAGCUUCUCUGAACAGACGCAUCCAGCUGGUUGAGGAGGAGUUGGAUCGGGCUCAGGAGCGCUUGGCUACUGCCCUGCAGAAGCUGGAGGAAGCUGAGAAAGCUGCAGAUGAGAGCGAAAGAGGAAUGAAGGUCAUUGAAAAUAGAGCCCAGAARGAUGAAGAGAAGAUGGAAAUCCAGGAGAUCCAGCUUAAAGAGGCUAAGCACAUUGCUGAAGAGGCUGACCGCAAGUAUGAAGAGGUGGCUCGUAAGCUGGUGAUCAUUGAGAGUGACCUGGAGCGCGCUGAGGAGCGUGCUGAGCUAUCAGAAAGCAAAUGUGCUGAGCUUGAAGAGGAGUUGAAAACUGUGACCAACAACCUGAAGUCGCUGGAGGCUCAGGCUGAGAAGUACUCACAGAAAGAAGACAAAUAUGAAGAGGAGAUUAAAGUCCUGACUGACAAACUGAAGGAGGCUGAGACCCGUGCUGAGUUUGCUGAGAGGUCAGUAACCAAGCUGGAGAAGAGCAUUGAUGACCUAGAAGAUAAUUUUCUUUGCUUCACUUCUCCAAAGACAUCUUCAUCGGGUUGGAUAAAACAUCUUUCCAAGCUUUGGAUGUUUCAUGGGUUCAUUGUCCUGUCUUCUAGCUUAGUUGACUCUUCUUCUAUCACCUGUCUCAGAACAUGCUCUCUUUGUGCUCUGCUGUACAGAAACUACAUUUCUCAAUGUAAAAUAAAUAUCCCAGCUGUAUCCCUUUUGCUAUUCCUUUGCCUUUUAUUUAUUUCAGUAAGUAUUUAAGUUAUUAAUAAAAUCUGCGCUUCUUUGCCAUUAGGGAUUUCAUUUUCUGGUGUUUUCAUUUUUUAGCUGAAAACACUUUUGGCUGAAUGUUGACAAUGCCAAGCCAGUGAGUGCAGUGUGUGGGAUAGUGUGUCAACUGACCAGUUGUUAUCUUAGUUUUUCAUAAACGCUGCUGCAGACAAAAUGACAAAUAGAUGUAUAGGAGUUAGUUUUCCCAGUUGUUAUUGUUAGGACAAAAUUUGCAAGGACACUGCUUCCUUGGGGUCACUUGGUCGUGGGAGCAUGGCUAAGAGAGCAGUUACAUCCUUGAUGUAACCAGAUUUUUCACUUUAAAGCCUGCAGUCUUUUCCUAGCUUGAUGCUGAAGACUUCUUAUCUUUAUUUAAAUGUAUUUGUUCAUUAACUCAUAUAUAUGAGACCGAUUUAAAGAGGCAGCAUCAAAAACAUUAAAUUCUUUUUUUCACCCAAAAAUAAUCCUUGAAAUGUCUUGAAAAAGGUUUUCCUUCUUUCAUGCCUUAGUUUUCAGCAAAGAUAUUGCUUGCUCACAUUUUGGGAUUUUUACAAUACAGUUUUCUUCAGUGGCAUGAUAGAAUUGGAAGUUCUUCGGGGAGGUUUCAGUUGCUUUCCACUUGUGCAUCGUUCAGGAUUGUGAAUUUGAAUUGCAGACUCAUGAGAAAUGUUUCAAAACUGGAGUGGAGAUUUCUCAUUAUGAUACUAUUAAUGAAAUUAUUCUGCUCCAAGUGGAACAUAAUGGAUUUCAAGUCUGAAAGCCUGAAGAGCUUUCAGCUGAUUUGUCAGUGUCUAAUUAUGGAUGAAGCAUUAAAUACUAAAAUCUUGUGCUUUUUUGUAUUAUUUGCAGCUAGGGAGUUUACUGCCUUUUUUAGCUUUAUUUACAUCACAGUAAAGUUAGAAGUUAUUUCUAGUUCAGAUUAAAGUGAAUCAGUUUAAACUGAAUUGAUUCGUGGUGAUGCUUCCUAGUUGGUUUCACUCUGUAUAUUGCUAAAGUUCUUAAGUCACCAAAGCUAAAUAAAUUCAUUAUAUCACAGCUGAAGUGUAGUUUUUAACCCGUAGAAUGAUGUAAACRUCUCUUUCUUGUUCAGCUUUGGGAUUAUUCAGCAGUGCAAUCUAAACUAGACUUUCUCCCCUCCUCAAAACUUGUUUUUUAAAUAAGGCUUGCCAAUGGAUGCAUUGCCUUCCUGGCCUGCCAUCCUUGCAUAACUUUGGCAUAUYCUGGUUUUCUAGCCUAGGACAUAUCCUAAUGCUGCUGGCUGUGGGGAGAAGCCCCAGUGCAGGAUUUAKAUCAGCCAUCACUGAUAGUUCAAGUAAUAAAGUUCAGUAAUCUGCUACURCUCAGAUGACAAACAGUAAAUGGUGUAUUGCACCUGAAAAGCAAUAGGCUGUGUCUGAAGGGCAACCAAAUAGAAUGGGAUAUAUAAAAAUUAACCAAAUAUAAUGGAAUCAGCAUUUGUGAAAUGACUAUGAGGCUAAGGUUAACUUCACAAAUGCAAGUUAGGGGGAAUGUGGUCAACUGGCACUUGUCUGCUGAGCCAGAGUAAAAUACGCUACAGCAACUCCAGCUUCUGGUGUUUCUUAAAAGUAAACAGAAAAGCAAAAUCCAUUGUAGGAACCUAUCCAUUUUUAACUCAGUGAUUUUAAACACCAGUAUCAAAAAUUUGCCUUUUGUGUCAGUCAUCCACAAUCAGCUCUCUGCACUGGAGGGUGACAGAAUGCUGGAUGGAGUCCUGGAAAUGGGCAGUGCAGUGCAGAUCCCCAGGUGUCUGCAUACAGAAUUCCUGGCUGGUGCUGCUGCGCUGAUCUUCACUCCAGGGAGCUGUUGUGGUUUCCCACUGCAGCAUGGUUCAGCGCUCUUGUCACCCUCAGUGGUGACACUGCCUCCCGUGUCUGGCUGGUUGCUUGCCUGAGGCUUCUCCCAGCAUGUGCAGGGCUGGCUCUGGGCUUUGCUGGCUCUGCAGCAGAGCCAGAACUUCCUGCUGGGCUGCUGGGGCUCCUGCAGAGCCRGGCUCUGCUCUGGAGGAAAGGGACAGCCGGCCCAGGGGGAUCAAGGGCUCGGUGUUCACUGGGGAAGUGCUCUCCCUGCUUUGCAGGGGGGUUUAGUCAUUUGGGAAGUCAGGAAAUGCUGUAAAUUUCUGCCUCAGUUAAAGGUUAGAUUUCUCUGAUGUUGGUAAGUGUAAGUUCACGUUGUCCUUUCUAAACAACAACUUUAUACACUUUGCCAGACGGAGUGAAAUUUUAGUUACUCCACGGUUUUGAUGGGKUUUUUUUCCCCCACAAAUGUGGGACAUUACCCUGAUGUACGAUAGGCAAGAUCCAUUUAUUCCUAGUGCAGGAUCAGAGCUGUGAGAUGUGCCCUGGCUUUACUGAGCUGGCUGUGGGAGUUUGGGCUGGGGAGGAAGCUGGGAGGAGUUGCUCACCACACAAGCAUGUCCUGCAGACCAACUCACUGCACAGCUUUGCCUUUGCUGAGUCCAGUGCCUGCAGGGAAAGAGGAUUCCUGUGGAAGCUGUUAGGCAGCUUGUGGAAAAGAAUCAGAAACAGUCAUUUCCUGUAGGGGAAUAAUCUGGGAUCAAGAGGUC